Molecule: messenger RNA, 1768 nt
Organism: Pocillopora damicornis (cauliflower coral)
Lineage: Eukaryota; Metazoa; Cnidaria; Anthozoa; Scleractinia; Pocilloporidae
Source: RefSeq, a predicted model, not a curated record
UUCGUCAUCCCUCUUCAAGGAUGCAAUGAUGUCACAUCACCUGUCACGCAAUCCCGCGAUAAACCUGGUAACAACAUGGCAGGCGAUGAGCACCAUGUAAACAAAGGCAAAUUUUACCUGCGAGGUGAAGGUAUGAACGAUAAGUCGAGGGAACUUUACGAAAGAAACGCUUUGGGGAACAUUGUCUCGCACCUAUUUCCGGGGUAUGGAGAGUUCUAUGCGGUUCCGUGGACAGCCAAAAAAGAGAUUUUCGAACUUUUGUCAGUGUUCGUCAAAAAUGGUUGUGAUACUUUCGAAUACGUUGGAAGUUUACGUAAGAAUGGGGGAAUCUUGGCGGAAGAGACGAGCGACUUAUUGCAUGUUUUGAAGCCUCAUAUGCACAGUAGCUCAAAGAAAGAAGUAAACAGAUAUUUAACUGCGCUAAAGCAACCAUUUUCGCGCCGUGUGAGUGAGCUUUUUAUUGAUGACUUUGUUGGCCGUCCAGAGGGAAAGAUUUUUGGCUGGAUCGAUUUAGGGACAACGCAGAUUGAGUACGUGGACCCUGUUAAGCUUACUGCAAGAGUGAACAAGUCGAGAAUUGAUCAAGAGUGUUCGCAGCUUGCGGGGAAAACACACAUAUACGUAAUUUGUAAGGUAUGUGACUCUGAAAGACUCCAUUACUAUCCAACUGUAGAAUACAGAUCAAAUUCGUGGCUUGGUAAUGAUAAAUCAUUACUAGAAAACCAAAUCAGACUUUGCACCAAGUCUUUGGAUAGAUGUUGUAUUUCUCUGGAUGUGAGAGGUCCAAGAGCAUUAAGUGUCUGCCGCAUCCCACUGACCUGUGGUGGGAUACUUGGCAUACCCAUGUAUGAUGUCAAACUUACCUCAACGAACUGUUUUAGGACAGAUUGGGAAGGAAAAACGUUUUUUGCUCAAGAACUUGAUUUUGAGUUUGUUAACUGGUUGACAUCCCAAGUACAAGGCAUGAGAACCAAACAUUUCUGGCAGCCUGCACUGAGAAAGCUGUUUAGUUUUCCUGCGAUAGAUGAUAGACAGGUGGCACUGGAGUUUUUGCUUGAAACCAUGAAGAAAUUUCAGACAGAAGAGGAAGGUAACAUCCAACUGGUUGAUCUGUCCUUUGUGAUUUCCAAUCCCCCUCCAUGUUUGAUGUCCAGUCCAUUUAUCCUAGCCUCAUUUCUGAGAGGGGCUGGUAUUGUCUUGACUUCCUCUCAGGAGGCUGAUGAUGGUGAGAGAUAUGAAGAACAAGUAGUAUUUCAACCAGAAAAUUGCCAAAAGUAUUUGGGAAUUUUGGAAGCUCUUCUCACAGUGCUUGUGAAAGGUGUUGUAACAGAAGAGCAGGGAAAAUGCGUUUCCCAGCUUCUUGCCACAGAAGUAGUCUCUCUACAAGAACUGUUUUACACGCAGAUGGGCUGCAUAUGCUCGCCAUGGAAAAGCCUAGACCCAUGCGAAAAGCCUUUGUUGGAAUUAUGGAAAAAUCCCUCAAGGACAAGAAAUUUCCUGAAAAGCCUGGGACUUCAAGAGAUUUACCAAGGAAACCAAGUGGUUGUUAUCUGCCCCGAGGACUGCCAGUUACUGAACAUUUUAGCGUUAUUUUUCGGAAACAUUGACUAAGAAAUGAUACCGCGCCGUGAUAGGUUACAGUCUCUCUUUCCACAUGUACUCGCUCAGUACUGAAGCAUUUUACCGUUCACUGAUUCCGAUCGUCAUUAAACUAUGAUUUGCGCUUCGCCCUGCGCUUGCAAGAAAUCUGUUGCAUAUAUUUCUUCUG